Messenger RNA from Onychomys torridus (southern grasshopper mouse), 1558 nucleotides. It is a transcript of the gene Tes, whose product is annotated as testin LIM domain protein. The record is from RefSeq and is a predicted model, not a curated record. Bases 119 to 1378 code for a protein of 419 amino acids. Gene Ontology annotation, molecular function: zinc ion binding. The transcript has 7 exons. NCBI's taxonomy places the organism in Eukaryota, Metazoa, Chordata, Mammalia, Rodentia, Cricetidae.
CCGCAGCCGAACCGGGCUGCGGAAGUUCGAGGGCGCGGGGUGAGCGGCUGCGGCGUCGGCGCCCGUGUCCCCGCAGCGGAGAUCGCGGACGCGGGACCGAGCCCUUCCGACGCCCAGCAUGGACCUGGAAACCAAAAUGAAGAAGAUGGGCUUAGGUCAUGAACAAGGAUUUGGAGCCCCUUGUCUACGAUGCAAAGAGAACUGUGAAGGGUUUGAACUGCACUUCUGGAGAAAAAUAUGCCGUAACUGCAAAUGUGGGCAAGAAGAACAUGAUGUCCUCUUGAGCACUGAAGAGGAUCGGAAAGUAGGAAGACUCUUUGAAGACACCAAGUACACCACCCUGAUUGCCAAGCUGAAGUCAGAUGGAAUUCCCAUGUAUAAACGCAAUGUUAUGAUAUUGACCAAUCCAGUUGCUGCCAAGAAGAAUGUCUCCAUCAACACUGUUACCUAUGAGUGGGCUCCCCCCGUCCAGAACCAGGCAUUGGCCAGACAGUACAUGCAGAUGCUGCCUAAGGAGAAGCAGCCAGUGGCAGGCUCAGAGGGGGCACAGUACCGGAAGAAGCAGCUGGCCAAGCAGCUCCCUGCACAUGACCAGGACCCUUCGAAGUGCCACGAGUUGUCACCCAAAGAGGUGAAGGAGAUGGAGCAGUUCGUGAAGAAAUAUAAGAGCGAGGCUCUGGGAGUGGGUGAUGUGAAGCUCCCCUCUGAGAUGAAUGCUCAGGGGGACAAGAUGCACAGCCCUGCUGGGGAUAGAAACACUCCGGCAGCUCUGGUCUCCAAGGACAAGUCUGCCGAGCCCAAGAAGACCCAAUAUUCCUGUUACUGCUGCAGACUGACCAUGAAGGAAGGAGACCCGGCCAUCUAUGCUGAAAGGGCUGGCUACGAUAAACUCUGGCACCCGGCUUGUUUCAUCUGCAGCGUCUGUGGUGAGCUCCUGGUGGACAUGAUUUACUUCUGGAAGAAUGGAAAGCUGUACUGUGGCAGACAUUACUGUGACAGUGAGAAGCCCCGCUGUGCUGGCUGUGAUGAGCUGAUAUUCAGCAAUGAGUACACCCAAGCAGAGAACCAGAACUGGCACCUGAAACAUUUCUGCUGCUUUGACUGUGACAACAUUCUGGCGGGAGAAAUAUACGUGAUGGUCAACAACAAGCCCGUGUGCAAGCCCUGCUAUGUGAAGAACCAUGCUGUGGUGUGCCAAGGCUGCCACAACGCCAUCGACCCGGAAGUGCAGAGAGUGACCUACAAUAACUUCAGCUGGCAUGCGUCCACAGAGUGCUUCCUAUGUUCCUGCUGCAGCAAGUGUCUUAUCGGGCAGAAGUUCAUGCCCGUCGAAGGGAUGGUUUUCUGUUCCAUGCAGUGUAAGAAGAUGAUGUCCUAGGAGGAGAGAACCGAGCAGUCUUGAGCCAUAGCUGUCCAAAGUGGCCUGCAUUUCACAAUAAAAUGCAAUUCAAAAACAAUAAUAAUAAAAGGAAAAAAAACCUAUAGAGCAAACCAGAAGAUUUUGUCCAAAAUUUUCCUUUUUUUAACCUUAUGAAUUUUGUCUGUCUUAAUUUUAAAU